Spodoptera litura is the source of this 6204-nucleotide messenger RNA. NCBI's taxonomy places the organism in Eukaryota, Metazoa, Arthropoda, Insecta, Lepidoptera, Noctuidae. The record is from RefSeq and is a predicted model, not a curated record.
ACAUUUUGACAUACAACCUGUCUACGAGCAACGCCAUCUAUUACAAUUCGGUGACAACACGACGCCAUCGACCGGAGCAGGCGCCGCUCUGUUUUAUCGAUCGGUGCGGCCAAUAAGGAAAGAGGAAGAUUCUGUUUUAACGACAUUAACAUUUUACAUUGUUUUUUAACAACCGCCGUUUCUUUUCUAACUGGAACGUGGAAGAAAUCUCUCUCUCUUAUUUAAGUACUAAUUUAGUAUUUUUGUAACAAUAAAAUAAACGCAUUAAUUCACAUCAAUAAUAAAGGCAUUCAUUGAAGGCAACCUAAGUAAAAUCCUGGAAGCGAGUGCACGCAUUGCCGUACAUAAGCCGUGCUGACACCACACAUUGGAAGUCCUAACAAAUUGGUCCUUCGAGCCGGAUCUUCACCUGAAUCAGCAUUGGCAGUCACGUAUUUCGCGGCCACGUGUGCAGCUGGAACCCACCAGCAUUUGCGAACAAUAUUGCCGUUUAAUCUGUAAGUACUUGAUUCCUUUCCCCUGUAAAUCACCAAUAUGGGUAAAAAGAGGCAUUCCCUUAUAGACACAGAAAGUAAUGAAGAUAUAAUUCGCGAUUUAGUAAAAAAACGAGGUUCAGUCAAAGGAAAAUUCACAUUGUUCGUAAAAUAUGUGCAAUCUUUAGACGAGUCACAAUUAACACAAAGUCAGAAGUUAGAACUAGAAGAACGUUAUCAAAAAGCUAAAAAUUUGUUUGAUACAUUUUCUGAGAUUCAAGACGAACUAGAUUUGGCUGUCUCUGAGUUUCAAUUAGAUAAGGAGUUACAGGAGAGAGAAGCGUUUCAAGACCAAUAUUAUUCUAUGGUGGCUAAAUGUAAAUGUGUUCUUAAAGAAUAUAGUAGUCAAUCAGUUCAAAGUCAAGCACAAGGUCAAAGUCGCAUUAACGGUGUGAAAUUGCCUACUAUUUCGUUGCCAACCUUCAAUGGUUCGUAUGACCAAUGGCUCGAGUUUCGAGAUACUUAUCUGUCAAUUAUACAUAACAGUAAUAAUUUAGAAGAUGUUCAAAAAUUUCAUUACUUACGUUCCGUCCUUACGGGCAACGCCCUACAAGUCAUUAAAGCGCUGGAGUUUUCUGCUGGUAAUUAUUUAGUGGCUUGGGGUCUUUUAGAAAACAGAUACAAUAAUAACCGUCUAUUGGUUCAUAAUCACGUGAAGGCAAUAUUUUCAGCUCAGUCAAUACCUAAAGAAUCAGCUGCUCACAUUCGUAAAUUAAUUGACACAAUUUUACGCAAUAUUCGUGCACUUAAAACUUUAGGAGAACCCACUGAUACAUGGGAUACAUUAAUUAUUUACAUAAUAGUUUCGAAACUAGAUUCGUCAACUGAGCGUGAGUGGGAACUUCAUAAGAGUAAUUCCACUAACAGUUCCGUAGAUAAAAAAAAUUUACUAUCAGAUUUAUUAACAUUUCUAAAAGAUCGAGCUGAUUUUCUAGAAACUGUGAAACAUUCGCAGAAUCAUCCAGCCACUGUAGAUACUAAUAAUAAUAUUCACACAAAGAAGUCGUUAUCAGUAAAAUCACACAGUUAUGUUACAACACAAAAGGUUAGCAAAGGGUUAAAUAAUCCACAACGUUACAAGUGCAAUAUGUGCGGUUCCAAUCAUCCCAUUUAUUCAUGUGAAGAGUUCCUUAAUUUAUCUCUUCGAGAUAAAUUGCACAUCAUUGAAGAAAAGGGUUUAUGUGUUAAUUGUUUACGCAUAGGUCACGCAGUCACCGAAUGUUGGUUUGGACCGUGCAAGCAUUGUAAUAAGAAGCACAACACAUUAAUUCACAACCAUUCAGUAGACACUUGUACAUCAUCGGCAGUGGCGCAUAUCACACAAAAGUCGUCUCACCCUGAACCUAGAUCAAGUGCCACACACACGCAAUUAGCUCACACCACUUCUCAUAAAUCACACACGCUUUACACAGAAGAUAAUAAUAUCAAUAUACACUAUUAUCAAAACCCGGUAUUAUUGUCGACUGCUUUAGUGGAAGUGGCUGACGAGCGUAAUGAAUAUCACACAAUACGAGCCCUUCUGGAUAACGGAAGUCAACAUUGUUUCAUUACAGAAACAUUGUGUAAAAAACUUAAUAUUCCAUUGAUACAGUCCACUGUUCAAAUAAGAGGGGUAGGUAAUACUGUCACUCAAUCCACAAAAUCUUGUAGCAUUCAAUUGCGAUCCAAAGUAAAUUCAUUUAACACACGCUUUAACUGCUUAGUGUUGUCUUGUAUUUCAUCACACUUACCGACACAGAGUACAAAGGGUGACAUAGAAAUACCUGAAAACAUUCAACUGGCCGAUCCUGAAUUCUGUUCGUUCGGUGAAAUACAUUUGCUGAUCGGGGCGGACAAGUUCUGGGACCUGCUCAGUGAGGGUUUAGUGAGAUUACCAAAUGGUCCAUAUUUACAAAACACAAAAUUUGGAUGGAUCAUAUCUGGUAUUGUACACAAAAGAGUUUCACACAUUAAACAGACUCAGUGCAAUUUCACACAUAGUACAUUAGAUUCUGAUUUAAAACGUUUUUGGGAACUUGAAGAGAUUCCUAUUAGUAGUAAUAAAUUCACAAAAGAAGAAAGUACAUGCGAAAAGUUAUUUAAAAACACUACUUUACGCGUAGAUAAGGGUCGUUUUUCUGUGCGCAUACCGCUAAGUGAGUCAGCUGAUGUACUCGGCGAUACAUUUACUAUGGCUAAGAACCGGUUUCUCGAACUCGAACGCAAAUUAUUAAGACGCGCACCGGCUUAUAGAAAAAUGUACAUUGAUUUUAUGAAUGAAUAUUUAGACUUAGGACAUAUGAGUCGCAUUUCUGAUUAUAAUAAAAUUUGUUAUUUUUUACCACAUCACGGUGUUUACCGAGAACACAGUUCUACUACGAAGUUAAGAGUAGUGUUUGACGGAAGUGCGAAGUCAACGUCAGGCAAAUCAUUAAAUGACAUCCAACACACAGGACCUGCGUUACACAACGACUUGUUUUCUAUUUUGCUUCGAUUCAGACAAUUCAGACACGUUGCAUGUUCCGAUAUUGAAAAAAUGUUCCGACAGGUACAAAUUCAGGAAGAUCAAAGAAAUUUACAGUUAAUUCUUUGGAGAGAGAAUCCAUCUGAUCCUCUCGGUGUGUACCAACUUAACACAGUGACGUACGGAACUGCGUCUGCGCCGUAUCUUAGUAUGAGGUGUUUGAAGCAACUCGCGUUAGAAUGCACAGAUAACGUCAUCGCACAAGUAAUUAAUGACGACAUUUUUGUAGAUGAUCUUGUGACCGGGCAUGAUGAUCAAAAAACAUUAUUAGAGAUUUGCAACAGUGUUUCUAAAGUUCUAGAAUCUGGUUGUUUUCACCUGAGAAAGUGGGUAUUUAAUUCACCAGUUACACAAUCAAACCUAUUCGCUUUUAAGGAUUUAUCGUUCGGUAAAAACUGUCACACUAAAACACUGGGAAUGGGAUGGUUUUAUUCUUCUGACGAAUUAUGUUUUGACACUAAAUAUAGUCAAAAUGAACCUCAUGUUACUAAACGAACCAUUCUUUCCAUUAUCGCACAAACAUAUGAUCCAUUAGGUUUGCUUGCACCAACUGUUAUUACUGCUAAAAUCAUAAUACAAAAGCUGUGGUUAGGUAAAUUGGGCUGGGAUGACCCGGUGCCUAAAUCGAUCUUAUCAGAUUGGCAAAACUUCAUUAAUAAAUUUCAUAAUUUACAGAAUAUUCGAAUUCCACGUUGUGUAAUAGGAGAAGGUACGGAUAUGAUACAAUUACACAUUUUUUGUGAUGCUUCACAGUGUGCGUACGGUGCUUGUGCAUAUAUACGUAGUGUUAUAGAUAAGAAUAGGAUAACAGUACAUUUGUUAUGCGCCAAGAGUCGAGUCGCCCCGGUGAAACCGGUUAGCAUACCGCGCCUAGAAUUAUGCGGUGCAUUACUGGGUGCAAGAUUGUUUAAAAAAAUAGAGAAAUCAUUAAGAUUAACCUUUGAUAAUGUCUAUUUUUGGUCGGACUCCACAGUAGUAAUAGGAUGGCUUAAAAUGUCGCCUAAUUUAGUAAAACCAUUUGUACAAAAUCGCAUUGUAGAAAUUAAUGAGCUCACUGGUAACAAACAAUGGUUUCACGUCGCGGGUAAACAAAACCCGGCUGACUUGUUAUCGCGCGGAAUGCACCUAGAUUUACUUGCGUCGUGCGACAUGUGGUGGCACGGACCCGCAUUUUUACAGACUCACAAUUUGGAAUGUGAUGAAAACAUGCGCUGUUGUGACAUUGAUUGUGAUGAAUUGCCAGAAUUGAAACCAGUUAAAUCUUCUGCACUAGUUCAGAUAAAUUCAGAGGAUUUUUUGUUUCGGAGAUUUUCAAGUUUUAAUCGUUUACGCCGUGUGGUAGCAUACAUUCUUCGUUUCACACAUAAUAUUCGUAAACUAAAGACAGGUACACAGCGUUUCACAGGUUGUUUAUCUGUAAAUGAAUUGAAUAAUUCAAUGAGAAUUUUAACUCAAAUCGCACAGCAACAAUCUUUUCCAGAGAUUUAUGAUAAUUUAAAAAAUAAUCACCCGUUUAAAUGUUCACGUAGUAUUUCUAGUUUAAAUAUAUUUAUGGACGAACAUAAUUUAAUUAGAGUAGGAGGAAGACUAUUGAACUCUGACUCGUUUUCAUAUGACAAAAAGCAUCCAUGGUUGUUGUGUAGCAAACACAUAUUUACUAGACUUAUUUUUGAGCAUCAGCACAAGGUAUUAAUACACGCUGGGCCGCAGUUGCUUUUAGCAACUGUUAGAGAAACAUGGUGGCCCUUAAAGGGACGCAAUUUAGCAAAACAAGUUGUACACAAGUGUGUAAGGUGCACGCGAAUGCGAGCUACGCCAAUGAAAAUACAAAUGGGUAACUUACCUAAUGAACGGCUUGUGCCAGGAUAUCCAUUUUUACGUUGCGGUGUCGAUUAUGCCGGGCCAUUGCUCAUGCUGAAUCGCGCAGGUAGGGGGGCAAAAUUGACCAAGUGUUAUAUUUGUCUAUUUGUAUGCUUUGUGACUCGCGCUAUACAUUUGGAGUUAGUCACGAAUCUGACUAGUGAAGCAUAUAUAUUGGCUUUGAAACGCUUUAUUUCCAGACGCGGCAAACCUAUGCGAAUCUUUUCUGACAAUGGUAAAACAUUUGUAGGAGCUUUAAAGGAAUUUUCAAAAUUUUUAAAUACUAAUGAGUCAGACAUUUUGAAUUACACGUCAGAUAACUUAAUAGAAUUUUCUUUUAUUCCCCCAUACUCGCCUCAUUUUGGUGGUUUAUGGGAGGCAGGGGUCAAGUCCUGCAAAUAUCACUUACGUCGUAUUUUAGGAAAUGCACAUUUAACGUACGAGGAGUUGAGUACAGUGUUAGCACAAAUUGAGGCUGUCCUCAACUCCCGGCCUAUAUCUCCUAUGUCCACAGAUCCGACAGAUUCACUCCCGUUAACUCCCGCUCAUUUUUUGAUUGGCCGGUCACUUACUGCACCUGCUGACAGGAACCUGACGACGACAGCCACACAUCGCCUUCCACGAUAUAAUCGCAUAGAACAGAUGAGACAAAACUUCUGGCGUCGGUGGUCUACGGAAUAUAUUUCUGAGCUUCAAAAGAGGACUAAGUGGCAAGGUAACCAAGAAACAUUACUUCCGAACACGCUGGUUCUAAUAAAAGAAGAUCACCUUCCGCCCCUGAAAUGGCAACUUGGACGAGUGCAGAAGACGUUCCCAGGCCGAGAUGGCCUCUCUCGUGUGGCAGUCAUCAAAACAGCGACUGGCAUUAUCAAGAGGACGUAUCCAAAACUUUGCCCACUCCUACAACCAUAGUAGCUUCGUUGGAACCUGGUGCUUCCAAGGCUGGGAGUAUGUCUACGAGCAACGCCAUCUAUUACAAUUCGGUGACAACACGACGCCAUCGACCGGAGCAGGCGCCGCUCUGUUUUAUCGAUCGGUGCGGCCAAUAAGGAAAGAGGAAGAUUCUGUUUUAACGACAUUAACAUUUUACAUUGUUUUUUAACAACCGCCGUUUCUUUUCUAACUGGAACGUGGAAGAAAUCUCUCUCUCUUAUUUAAGUACUAAUUUAGUAUUUUUGUAACAAUAAAAUAAACGCAUUAAUUCACAUCAAUAAUAAAGGCAUUCAUUGAAGGCAACCUAAGUAAAAUCCUGGAAGCGAGUGCACGCAUUGCCGUACAUAAGCCGUGCUGACACCACACAUUGGAAGU